This is a messenger RNA of Protopterus annectens (West African lungfish), 2685 nucleotides long. RefSeq names its product chloride channel CLIC like 1 (gene CLCC1). NCBI's taxonomy places the organism in Eukaryota, Metazoa, Chordata, Ceratodontiformes, Protopteridae. Gene Ontology annotation, molecular function: chloride channel activity. The transcript has 10 exons. Gene Ontology annotation, cellular component: endoplasmic reticulum; membrane. The record is from RefSeq and is a predicted model, not a curated record. The coding region runs from base 89 to 1579 and encodes 496 amino acids.
CGAAUGUAAAGAAAAUGCAACAAUCCCUGCUGAAGAAAGAAGUUGCAACUCUAUUUUUUCACGAUUUUUGAAUAGAUUUCUCCGACAAAUGGAAAAAUUUGGACUACCCAGUGAAGCUAAUCAGUUUGUGCACUAUGAUGCUGAAGUUCUUCUGAGUAAAGAUUCCCUUUCCGAAUUAGAAAAAUUUCUCAAAGGUGACCCAUGGAAAUCUGGAUUGCUGGAUGAGGCACUUAGUUCUGUGCUAGUUGAUUUCAAGCUGCAUGACCCUGAAGCCUGGAGGUGGAAGUUUGAGGAUACCUUUGGUAUUGAGCUUCACACACUUUUAAUGGUACUUGGAUGCUUGGUUCUGCUUUCUCUAAUGGUAGCUACAGAACUUUGGACCUGUGUCUCCUGGUUUGUCCAGUUAAAACGCAUUUUGUUCAUAAGUGUCAUCGUUAGUCUUGUUUGGAACUGGCUGUAUCUGUACAAGAUUGAAUUUGCUAAUCAUCAUGCUAAAGUAGUUCAGAUUGACAAGAAAGUCGAUGACAUAUGUAUUGGAUUAAAGAAAAUGGACUGGAAGGACAGCCUUUUUGAAUGGUGGAGAGCUUCAUUUUCCUUUGUGGAUGACCCCUGCAAAGUCUACUAUGAGACAUUGUUAGUAAAUCCAGUUUUACUUGUUCCACCAACCAGGGCUGUUUCACUUACAUUCACAACAUUUGUAACAGAGCCUUUUAAGCAUGUAGGCCAAGCUUUUGGAGAGUUCUACAAAGCCCUUCUUAAGGAUCUGCCCGUACAACAUCAAAUUCCUGUGAUUGUAAUGGUUCUCAUUGGUGUACUGGCAUUUUUUUAUGGGUUCGGAUCAGCUUGUACUCGUGUUGGUAGUGUGAGACAGCUUUUGAACAACAACCAACCACCUCCUCCACUUUCCUAUGUUGACAGAAAUUUACCUCUACCAGAACCUGACUAUAGGGGUGGAGGGGAUGCUGAUGACUGUGCCAAAGGACGGUUGCGCAUUCGUAACAAUAACAAGAACAGAAACGAACAUUCAUCAAGGAAUACGAGUUGCUAUGACCAUUAUGAUUAUUCAGGGGGAGCUGGCAUUUCUGAGCAACCAGAAAACAGAAAAAAUUAUCCUGACUGCCGUUAUCCCAGUCAGCCACCAGGCACAAACGUUCCUGAAGUUAUUCCAUCAGUUGAUGUGCUGUCUAAUUCUGGAAAUGCCGAAGAGGAAUCACAUAGUCUAGAUAUAAUUCGCAAGAUGUCAGAUUGGAAAUCAAAUUCUGCUAGCAAGCAGAAUGUCCAGGUUCCAGCAGAUGAGGAAGAAGACUUUAAGGAUGUGAAAGCUCCUAGAAGAACAAGGGAACCUGCAUUAGAUGUCCAUUUUGAAGAUGACCUGUGUACUGCACCAGAUGAACAUGGCUCCCAGCCAGAGAGCAGUGGUAAAAUGAAAGCUAUAGGGAUGGAAGUAAGUAACAGGGUGUGGACCCUGACUUGCAUAAAGAAUAUAGACAGCCAGUACCAGAAUCUAGCAGUUCCUGUGCACCAUCAUUUGAAGUUCUUGCUGUUGAAGAAUGAUCAAGUCUUCAGGUUUGAUCACUGAUGCAAGCUGAAAGAACAGUGAGCUGGAGCAACUAUUUAGACAUCUCGGAUCAGCAGCAACCAGGAUGAGGAGAAGCACUUGCAAAAUUUAGAGCUUUCACUGUCUAUGGGAGUGCUUGGAGCAGUGUCUUUUGUGUGGUGUUGUUACAUCACACUUUGCUAAAGAAGAUCAUCUCUUCAUCUGAACUCUUACUUUUUUUGUUUUACCACUAAUUAAUGUUGAAAUAAGUUCCAGUUGACCUAAAUUGUAUGUGUCUUGAAAAACAGUAUUUCCCAGAUGUUGGUACUUUGAUUUGCAGGAUUUCUGAUAUUUAGAAAAUUUGAGAGAAAGUACACCCUUUGAAAGGUAAUCAUUACUACUUGGCUUCACAUUUAAGGGUAGUGCUUGUUCCACUGCACACUUUCUGUACUAUGUAGUAUUAAUUCUAAGAUGUAAUAACUUGAAUUUUUGAGCACUGAGUGACUUGCCUCAAUGUUACAGGUAUUUAUGGCGUGCAAGUUUGACAGAGGCAACAAACAACAGCAACCACUAAGCACCAGAAAGCAGCAAAAUAUAACCAAAAAGUGAUCCACAAGUUUUAUUGUAGCAAGUUAUUUUUCUCUGAUGUCUCGGCCGUAGCCUUCAAGGAGUAAAGAACCAUAGAAACACAUAUAUUUUAUGUAUGUGUUUCCAUGGUUCUUUACUCCUUGAAGGCUAUGGCCGAGACGUCAGAGAAAAAGAACUUGCUACAAUAAAUGGUUGGUAAAGGGAAAAUAACCAUGUUUUAGCCACUAGUCACAGCAGUAUAAAUCCUAAGUGAAUAUGUUAUGCUUUCUCUAGAAAAAAGCAUAUAAUAUAAUCUGGAAGUUGAUUUCAUUUAGACCCUGCAAGUGAAAGUCUGAGAGAACAGAGGGAUUGAGGGAAAUUGUGAAAGACCAAUUUCAAAUGACUUGUAUUGCUAAGAGAUUUCACAAAUUAUUACUUUAGUUUUUAAUUAAAUGUUUCCAGAGAUGUGCAUCCUUGUAUAUUUACAGUGAAGUGAAUCAAAAAAAUAAAAUACAUUAGUAUAUAAGAUGACUGUUGGCAUAACAAUAAAGACCAAAAAAAGUGUUCAGGGAUAUUGAUUA